GAAAAUUACUAGAUGUGGUGAAAUUUCACCUCUGCCACCGGCGCUGUCACAAUGUAAAUAUUGUGAUUAGAAAUCAAAUUUCGUAAAUAUGACUUUUAACGGCGAUUCGGACCUCGACAUUAAGGUUCGGAAAGCCACGGAGCGAAUUUCGGAAAAUAUGCAUAUUGUGGCAAAUGAGCCCUCUUUGGCAUUCUACCGGCUCCAGGAACAUGUAAGAAAGGCGCUAAAUCCUAUGGUUGAUAGAAGAGUUGACGUUAAUAAUUUACACCAAGAGUUACAAGGCCAUUGCUAUGAUAUUGAAUACGCUGUCACUGCCCUCAAAGCGAUGAGUACAGCAGAGGAGAGCUUCAAGAAUAUCCAGGAUAAUUUAAAAAAUGCGAUUUUUCUUAAACAACAGCUGAAAUAUGAAGAGUCGCGUAAAAAAAAGUCCGAUGGCAACUCAGUCUAUAAGAGGCUUUCUGCUCACAUCACCAUCGACCUACCAGAACUGCCUGAAUUAUCGGACGUGGUUCGAGAAACAGCAAACAGGGUUGAGAGUAUGAUGUCAAAAGCCACACAUUCAUCAAAUUAAUGUUAAAUGUAAAUAAAAUAGCAAAAAACUGAA
Messenger RNA from Tribolium madens (black flour beetle), 604 nucleotides. Its product is annotated as BLOC-1-related complex subunit 8 homolog. Gene Ontology annotation, cellular component: BORC complex. The transcript is spliced from 2 exons. Bases 89 to 571 code for a protein of 160 amino acids. The record is from RefSeq and is a predicted model, not a curated record. NCBI's taxonomy places the organism in Eukaryota, Metazoa, Arthropoda, Insecta, Coleoptera, Tenebrionidae.